AUGGGAUCUCAAAUUAUUAAUGCUGAGGAGAGAACGAUUGGUUUUGAGCCGCGAGAUGAGAAACCUGGUGUUUAUCAUGAAGAGCAUGCGGAUCAUAUCAAUAAGGGCGCCCAUGCGGUUGCAGAGAGAGGUCAUGAAGCGACUGAUAGGCGAGGCCAAUCGCUUGUAACAUUUGACCCUACCGCGGAAAGAAAGCUAAGAUUAAAGAUUGAUUUAAUGAUUGUUCCUACUGUGGCAUUGUUGUAUCUCUUCUGUUUCAUCGACCGGGCAAAUAUCGGCAAUGCCAAACUUGCGGGGCUCGAAAAAGAUCUUAAAUUGGUGGGCUAUGAUUAUAACAAAGUUCUAUCGAUCUUCUAUAUCUCGUACAUCAUCUUUGAAAUCCCUGCAAAUAUGGCUUGCAAAUGGAUGGGUCCUGGAUGGUUUAUCCCCGCAACUUCGUUGGCGUUUGGAAUUUGCUCGAUUGCUACGGCAUUUGUGCACAAUAUCCACGAGAUCUCGGGAGUUCGUUUUCUUUUAGGUGCUUUUGAGGCGGGUAUGUUGCCAGGUAUUGCAUACUAUCUGUCUCGUUGGUAUCGGCGAUCCGAAUUGGCGUUUCGUCUAUCGUUAUACAUUGUCAUGGCUCCGUUGGCUGGUGCCUUUGGAGGUUUGCUCGCCUCGGGAAUUCUAAAACUGCCAGGCUUUGGUACCCUCCAUACAUGGCGAAUGAUAUUCGCUAUUGAAGGUAUUAUUACCUGUUGUCUCUCACUUAUCGCCUUCCUAACCCUUACCGAUCGUCCGGCUACGGCAAAAUGGCUCACACAAGAAGAAAAAGAUCUCGCUAUCGCGCGUGUCAAAUCUGAGAGAGUGGGAGCUACUGAAGUCCUAGAUGCUUUCGACUCCAAGAAGACCCUCCGUGGUAUUUUCAGCCCAGUAACUAUGGCUACAUCCUUUAUUUUUCUCCUAAACAACAUUACCGUCCAAGGACUCGCUUUCUUUGCUCCCACCAUCGUGAGAACUAUCUAUCCGAAAGCAACCGUCGUCUCCCAGCAACUCCAUACUGUCCCUCCCUACAUCGUCGGUGCCUUCUUUACAGUUCUCAUCCCAUUCCUCAGCUGGCGUUUCGACAGACGUAAUAUCUUCUUCAUCCUAAGCGCUCCCCUAAUGAUGUGCGGCUACAUCAUGUUCCUCGCCAGCACAGAUGCCCCCACCCGCUACGGAGCCACCUUCCUCAUCGCCAGCGGAGCCUUCUCAUUCGGCGCCCUAACCAAUGCUCAAGUCGCCGCAAAUGUCAUAUCAGACACCGCCCGCUCAAGUGCCAUUGGUACGAAUGUCAUGAUGGGAAAUAUAGGAGGUCUGAUAUCUACGUGGUCGUUUUUACCUCCAGAUGCUCCCGAUUAUCAUAUUGGUAAUGGACUUAAUUUGGCUACUGGGUCGAUGAUCUUCUUUUCGUCGAUGGUGUUGCUUGCGUGGAUGAAGAUGGAUAAUAGGAGGAGGGAUGGGAGGGAUGUGGAUGCGGAGUUGGAGGGUUUGAGUCAGGUUCAAAUUCAGGAUUUGGAUUGGAGACAUCCGGGGUUUAAGUGGAAGCCUUAG
Sclerotinia sclerotiorum 1980 UF-70 is the source of this 1569-nucleotide messenger RNA. RefSeq lists its product as hypothetical. Gene Ontology annotation, biological process: transmembrane transport. The record is from RefSeq and is a predicted model, not a curated record. Gene Ontology annotation, molecular function: transmembrane transporter activity. Gene Ontology annotation, cellular component: membrane. Bases 1 to 1569 code for a protein of 522 amino acids. The transcript has 3 exons. NCBI's taxonomy places the organism in Eukaryota, Fungi, Ascomycota, Leotiomycetes, Helotiales, Sclerotiniaceae.